Molecule: messenger RNA, 2144 nt
Organism: Centruroides sculpturatus (bark scorpion)
Lineage: Eukaryota; Metazoa; Arthropoda; Arachnida; Scorpiones; Buthidae
Product: E3 ubiquitin-protein ligase TRIM9-like
Exons: 7
Coding region: 272-1984 (570 amino acids)
Molecular function (GO): zinc ion binding; protein binding
Source: RefSeq, a predicted model, not a curated record
UAAAUUAUUUAUUAAUUUUAAGAAAAAUGAAAUAAUAACUUUGCUUAAGAAAUUAAAAAUCGGCACUAUUUUAACAUUUUAAAUAAUAAAAAUUAAUAACGGAUAACUCUCUUGUAACCUCGAACACGAUUGGUAGUUUUAAAAUUCGAAAUUUUUUUCCUUCGUCACUUCCUGUUUAGCAAAACCGAAACUAGAUGAGCAGGGCGCAUGCGCCGGGUACAGAGUCCGUCGUCUGCUGCACUCGCCACUCGGUAGUGUGCUGUGAUGGGAGAUGGAGGACGAACUGCGCUGUCCCGAAUGUAAGCACUUCUACAACAACCCCGUUCUGUUACCCUGCUACCAUUCUCUGUGUUUGAAUUGCGCCCUUCACAUACAGCAACCGGCUCAAAAUGUUCAACAGCCAUCGGAAGAGUCGAACAUCAACGAAAUCGCCGAUUAUCCGGACGUGGACAAACUUAGCCUCCUGAGCGAAACCGACAGCGGGGUGGUGUGCAGCAGUAGGCCAAACAGCUACGUGGGCACCCCCAACAUUCAAGGCAUACUCUUUCCGCCCUUUCAGAGUAGCGCCCUGUCUCUGACGUGCCCUCUGUGCCGUAAGGUAGUAUAUUUCGACGAGAAUGGUGCCCACAAUCUGCCCAAAAACCGAGCCCUGCAGAAUAUAGUGGACAAGUAUGGAGAGAGCAAAAACCUUCCCAUCUAUUGUCAAUUGUGCGAGGGUGACCCUCAGGUGGCUGCCGUGAUGUGCGAGCAGUGCGAGGUGUUCUACUGCACGCCCUGCCGCGACAACUGCCACCCCCCGAGAGGUCCUUUAGCCAAACACAACUUACUCACCCCUCAGCAGGGUAAAGCGGGGAUCAAAGCCAAAAAUAAGAGUAAAGAACCAAAAUGCUGCGAACACGUGGAGGAAGCUCUUAGCAUGUACUGCAUGAUGUGCAAAGCACCCGUUUGUGUAUUGUGUUUGCAAGACGGCCGUCAUGUGAGUCACGAUGUACAGGCAUUAGGAUCCAUGUGCAAAGCGCAGAAGACGGAGUUGUCGCAGAAUCUUCAGUCGCUAUCGGAGAAGGCGAAGGGAGCAACCGAAUUUAUUCAGCGUUUAAAAGCAAUGUCUGAAACUAUUACAGUAAGUAUUGGAAAGAGGGAUAUUUUUAAUGCUCCUCAUCCACCGGUUAUCAUCACAGAAGAAUGCAGCGCUGAAAAUAAUAGCAUUACUGUAGCAUGGCAACCGAACAAUUCCAGUUUUGUCGAAGGAUAUGUUUUGGAAUUGGAUGAUGGAAACAGUGGAUCGUUCAGGGAAGUGUACUGCGGGAAAGAGAGCAUCUGCACAGUGGACGGUUUACACUUCAAUAGCGUGUACACAGCACGUGUUAAAGCAUACAACAGCACCGGCGAAGGACCUUAUAGCGAGACAGUAUCUAUACAGACGGCCGAAGUGGCGUGGUUUACCCUAGAUCCCAACGCAUCCCACCCGGAUGUUGUAUUAACAAACGACAAUCAGACAGUCACGACAGACAGCUACGAGCAUAGAGUUGUUCUAGGAAACAUCGCAUUCCUACGCGGGGUACACUAUUGGGAGGUGACCAUAGACAGAUAUGACAACAACGCCGAUCCUGCAUUCGGAGUAUGCAGAUAUGACGUGACGAAAGAAUUGAUGCUAGGUAAAGACGAAAAGGGUUGGAGCAUGUACAUCGAUCAUCAGCGCUCGUGGUUCCUGCACGCGGACGUUCAUCACACCAGAAUCGAAGGGGGUAUCGAAGCCGGAUCGGUUAUAGGUGUCCUGCUCGAUUUGGAACGACGACAGUUGUCCUUCUACGUAAACGACGAUCAUCAAGGACCCAUGGCAUUCAGUAAUCUGGAGGGUGUGUUCUUUCCUGCCGUCAGUAUCAAUCGCAACGUUCAAGUGACUGUUCAUACAGGGCUAGAUCCUCCUACUGACAGCGAACACGAGAGCGAAACAGGAGACGAUAAAGAUCCUACAGAAGAAUGAUCCUUUGUAUGAUGAAGUAGAUGGCUGUUAGAGAAUCGUGACGUGAUGUGUAGAUGUUAACACAGUUUCUUGUUGUUUAGAAGAAGAAAUAAUAAUGAUAAUGAUGAUGAUAAUAAUAAUAAUAAUAAUAAUAAAAGCAAACGUCCCUCCUUCGUUUAUU